Phanerochaete carnosa HHB-10118-sp is the source of this 1570-nucleotide messenger RNA. RefSeq lists its product as uncharacterized. The transcript has 4 exons. The coding region runs from base 44 to 1168 and encodes 374 amino acids. Lineage: Eukaryota; Fungi; Basidiomycota; Agaricomycetes; Polyporales; Phanerochaetaceae. The record is from RefSeq and is a predicted model, not a curated record.
CAAGCUUUCACAGCGUCCAACCAGCUCUCUUGUUGUGUGAACCAUGGCUUAUCAGCCUUCCUUCCAGAUCAACACUCCUGAAUCCCUCCCUGACAGGAACACCAUCGAAUCUCCCGAGUGGUUGCAGUUCGUGGCAGAGCCCUUCGAGGGCAGCACAAGUGCGUCCGCUUUGGCCAGCCAGCUCCCAACACCGCCCCAGACAGCGAAGCCUAUACAAGAGAUAACGCUUGCCCCGCCCCCACCCUCUGCACGUGCAUCGUCUUCGAUCCCUACGCCGCCUGACUCCAACGUGGGCUCCCCCAUCGACGAGCCAGAGGACGCCAAUGUCGUCUCAGUGUCGACCACCUUCUUCCCUGGAGCCAAUCUGUAUACCUCUGCGCCUGACUUCGUCUUCAUCUCGUCCGACACGGUCUUCUUCUAUAUUCACUCCGCAGUGCUUCUCCGUGAGUCGUCGAACCGCUUCAAUUCUCUUGUCCCCGCCUUGGAAGAAGAAGAUGCGCGGAGGAAAGGCAACGUUGGGCCAGUCGUUCCCGUUCCUCAAACCUCUGCCGUGCUCAACGUCGUCCUACACACGAUCUACGGCCUGUCCUGUCUGCACUACUCGCCCUCAAACGAAACGCUAGUCGCCGCCGUCGACGCACUCGCCAAAUACGGCGUCGAUAUCAAGAAGCACAUCUCGCCGAGCACCCCGCUCUUCCAGCACAUCCUCGGCAAGUCGCCCACCGCGCCCGCCGAGUUCUACGCGAUGGCCGGGCACCACAACCUGUGGGACCUCGGCGUCGCGGUGUCGCCGUACAUGCUCAGCUUCCCGCUCGCGGACCUCGAGGACGUGUACGUCGAGCGCAUGGGCUCGUCCUACCUCAAGCGGCUCUUCUUCCUGCACCUCGGCCGCGUCGACGCCCUCAAGCGGCUCUUGCUCCCCCCGCCGCAGGGCCACCCCGCGACGCUCGACUGCGACUUUGUCGAGCAGAAGAAGCUGACGCGGGCGUGGGCACUGGCGUCCGCGUACCUCGCGUGGGACGCACGAGCAGAUCUGUCGACCACUGCGAUCGAGGUCGCGUUGCGGCCGCUGGCUGAUCACCUGUCCUGCCAUAUCUGCAGGGCGUCGCUGCACGAGCGUAUCAAAGUGUUACUCGUUCAGUGGGCCCUUGUGAAGAGGACCAUAUGAACACAGCCUCCGUCCGACUCGUUCGCAUGUUCAAAUGAUCCCCGAUGACCGCCCCCCAUCGGCCAUUGGGAAAGAGUUUCUCGCAGAUCCAUCGUUUACACGUCCUCGUCUUCGUUCUCAGUUCCGGUCAUUGCCACCACGCGUCGGACUUGCGGUGCAAAAACACAUCACUUCGGAGCACCUCGUACUACUAUUGGGGUUCAUCAGGGUUUUUCUCUCUCUCUGUAAGCUGUCUACUUUUUCUGUAAUAACUCUCCUCGUCCACAAAGUUGUUGUCUUCGCUAUGCUAUCUUGCACUCUUGGUCCCGUAGUAUCCUAGCGCAUCCCAAAUAGACUGAGCUGUAAAUUACUAUGUCCUGAUAGGAGGUUGCCAUGUAACUUUAUACACGAAGUUAAUCAGCC